Alternaria ethzedia is the source of this 2085-nucleotide messenger RNA. RefSeq lists its product as uncharacterized. Gene Ontology annotation, molecular function: L-glutamate transmembrane transporter activity; L-aspartate transmembrane transporter activity; calcium ion binding. The record is from RefSeq and is a predicted model, not a curated record. The coding region runs from base 1 to 2085 and encodes 694 amino acids. Gene Ontology annotation, biological process: malate-aspartate shuttle; aspartate transmembrane transport; L-glutamate transmembrane transport. NCBI's taxonomy places the organism in Eukaryota, Fungi, Ascomycota, Dothideomycetes, Pleosporales, Pleosporaceae. The transcript has 5 exons.
AUGGCGACCGUCACGGAAGAAGUACGCGAGGUGCUGCUGGGCACCACCGACGAGCCCCAGCUGUCGCAGCUCACGCGCGCCGCCUUUAUGAAGCACGCCCGGAAGGACGAGUCAGGCGACUACUACCUCGACCAGGACCAGUUCAUCACAGCUGUCGCGCCCGAGGGCGAGGACUUCCACAAGAUCAAGCGGUUCCAGUAUGGCAUCCUCUUCCAGGUCGCCGAUCGCGACCAGAAGGGCAAGGUCAGCAUGCACGACUGGUCCGUCUUCCAGAACCUGCUCGCCAAACCCGACGCCGAGUACGAGGUCGUCUUCCGCUUCUUCGACAAGCAGCGCACCGGCUACAUCAACUUUGACGACUUCUACGAGACAUGGAAGGCGCACAAGACCGAGGACAGCCUGCCCUUCGACUGGGAGGGCGGCUGGGCCUCGCUGUACAUUGGUUCCAAGAAGCACAGGCACACGAUGACCUACCCCCAGUUCGCCCAGCUGCUGCGAGGGCUGCAGGGCGAGCGGGUACGUCAGGGCUUCACCUUCUUUGACAAGAACAAGGACGGCUUCAUCGAGCCAGAGCAUUUCCAGCGCAUAAUACGCGAGACUGCGAGCCACAAGCUUUCCGACUACCUCCUCGAGAACCUACCCACCCUGUGCAACAUCUCGGUUGGCAGCAAGAUCUCCUACGCCAACGUGCGCGCCUUCCAGAACGUCAUCCAGCAGAUGGACAUGAUAGAGCUUAUCAUCCGCAAUGCCACACAGAAGAGCUCCGACGGCAAGAUCACCCGCACAGAUUUCCUCAACGAGGCCGCCCGGAUAAGUCGCUUCAACCUCUACACACCCAUGGAGGCAGACAUCCUCUUCCACUUCGCCGGUCUCGACGAGGCGUCUGGGCGACUUGGUCUGCGAGACUUUGCCCGCGUGCUCGACCCGUCCUGGCACAGGGCAGGAUCGUUGGCCGCUCAGGGUAUCUCCGAGUCUGGGCAAAAGGUCUUUGCGACCACAAAAUCGAUAUGGCACGACAUCCUAGAGUCGGUCCACCACUUCGCCCUCGGUUCGUUGGCUGGUGCGUUCGGUGCCUUCAUGGUCUACCCCAUCGAUCUGGUCAAGACAAGAAUGCAGAACCAGAGGAGCUCAGGCGUCGGGCACGUCCUGUACAAAAACUCGCUCGACUGCGCAAAGAAGGUCAUCAAGAACGAGGGAUUCAAGGGUCUCUACUCUGGAGUCCUGCCCCAGCUUGUUGGUGUUGCGCCCGAGAAGGCUAUCAAGCUCACGGUCAACGAUCUUGUUCGUGGCAAGAUGACCGACAAGUCAACAGGCCAAAUCAAGUUCCCCCACGAGAUGUUGGCGGGUGGAACUGCGGGUGCUUGCCAAGUUGUUUUCACAAACCCUCUCGAGAUUGUCAAGAUUCGGUUACAAAUUCAGGGUGAACUGUCCAAGAACGUCGAGGGUGUUCCCAGGCGGUCUGCCAUGUGGAUCGUCCGCAACUUGGGUCUCGUCGGUCUCUACAAGGGAGCUAGCGCAUGUCUCCUGCGUGACGUCCCCUUUUCUGCCAUCUACUUCCCCACCUACAGCCAUCUGAAGAGAGACGUCUUCGGCGAGAGCCCGCAAAAGUCGCUCGGUGUCCUGCAAAUGCUGAGCGCUGGUGCCAUCGCGGGUAUGCCUGCAGCGUACCUGACCACACCGUGCGACGUGAUCAAGACUAGGUUACAAGUAGAGGCGCGCAAGGGCGAAGUUGCAUACACUGGCCUGCGCCACGCAGCGUCGACCAUCUGGAAGGAGGAAGGCUUCAAGGCCUUCUUCAAGGGUGGUCCCGCCCGUAUCAUGCGCUCGUCACCACAAUUCGGUUUCACACUGGCUGGCUAUGAGGUUCUACAGCGAGCUCUCCCGAUGCCGGGCUCUAGCCACGAUUCGGCAAGCUUGGAGCCAUCCGUCGGCCUUGAAGAGGCGACGGCACCGCUGCCGUACCUGCGCAGCCGCAACGCGCUCAAGGUGAUUCUCGAUCUCGACGAGAACUUUGGUCGACCCAAGCUCCCCGCUGGCACCAGGUUUAGUGGAAUCCCUGGAUUUGGCAAGAAGCCGGAAGCGUGA